Messenger RNA from Medicago truncatula (barrel medic), 1983 nucleotides. Its product is annotated as laccase-7. The transcript has 6 exons. The coding region runs from base 1 to 1713 and encodes 570 amino acids. Gene Ontology annotation, molecular function: hydroquinone:oxygen oxidoreductase activity; copper ion binding. The record is from RefSeq and is a predicted model, not a curated record. Gene Ontology annotation, biological process: lignin catabolic process. Gene Ontology annotation, cellular component: apoplast. NCBI's taxonomy places the organism in Eukaryota, Viridiplantae, Streptophyta, Magnoliopsida, Fabales, Fabaceae.
AUGAAGAUAUUCUUGUUUUUGCUAGCAUUGGUUUUUGCUUUUCUAGCUUCUUCACUAGUUUUUGCUGGUACCGUGGAACACACUUUCAAAGUUCAAAACAUGACUAUCAAACGCUUGUGCAAUAAGAGAGAAAUUGUUGCGGUUAAUGGAAAAUUCCCAGGACCAAAGAUAAAUAUCCAUGAAGGUGACACUGUGAUUAUCCAUGUGAUCAACAAUUCACCCUACAAUAUUACAAUUCACUGGCAUGGAGUGUUUCAACUGUUUAGUGCUUGGGCAGAUGGUCCUGAAUAUGCAACUCAAUGCCCUAUAAUUCCAGGAAACAAGUACACAUAUAAGUUCAAAGUGACACAACAAGAAGGAACUUUAUUUUGGCAUGCUCAUACAUCAGUUCUACGUUCCACAGUUUAUGGUGCUUUCAUCAUUCAACCUCAUUCAAAUCGAUUUCCAUUUCCUAAACCCUACAAGCAAGUUCCUAUUCUAUUAGGUGACUGGUAUGAUGCUAAUGUUGUUGACGUUGAGAAUGAAGCUCUCGUCACCGGUGGCGCUCCAAAUUCAUCUGAUGCCUACACAAUCAAUGGAUUGCCCGGUGAUCUCUAUAAUUGUUCCAAAAAUCAUAUGUUCAAGAUGAAGGUGAAACCAGGGAUGACAUACUUGCUACGGAUAAUCAAUGUUGCACUCAAUAACAAUCUUUUCUUCAAAAUAGCAAAUCACAGUUUCACAGUUGUUGCACUGGAUGCUGACUACACGAAUCCAUUCGAGACUGACAUCAUCGUUAUCGCCCCUGGCCAAACAGUUGAUGCUUUGUUCACAGCAAAUCAACCUAUAGGAUCUUACUACAUGGCUGCCUCUCCUUACGAAGUUGGUGUCCGCGACUUUGCCAACAUCACAACUCGUGGCAUUGUCGUUUAUGAUGCCUUAUUAUCACCACAACUACCUAUCAUGCCUUCCCUACCACCUUUCAACGACACACCAACGGCUCAUAGAUUCUUUAGCAACAUAACCGGCUCGGUGAGGGCACCGCAUUGGGUUCCAGUCCCACUUAAUGUUGAUGAACACAUGUUUAUUACCGUUGGAUUAGGCCUUGAAAGGUGUGAUCCUUCAAACGUCGCCAAUGCCACGUGUCUUGGUCCGUUUAACCAACAAUUGUCUUUUAGCAUGAACAAUGAGUCUUUUGUUAUUCCUAAAGGGAGAGGACUUUCUAUGUUGGAAGCAUUUUUCAACAACGUGAGCGGAGUUUACACCGCCGAUUUCCCUAACAAUCCUCCGGUUAUAUUUGACUUCACUAACCCUAACCCGAAUUUAAAUACGAACCUUUUAUUUGCUCCGAAAUCAACCAAGGUAAAGAGACUCAAGUUCAAUUCAACGUUGGAGAUUGUUUUCCAAAGUACAUCACUUGUUGGUGCACAAAACCAUCCUAUGCAUAUUCAUGGUUUUAGCUUCCACAUUUUGGCUCAAGGGUUUGGAAAUUUCAAUUCCACCACUGAUCGUGCCAAGUUUAAUCUGGUAAACCCUCAAAGACGUAACACGAUUGCUGUUCCUGUGGGAGGAUGGGCUGUCAUCAGAUUUCAAGCAAAUAAUCCAGGAGUGUGGUUUGUACACUGUCACAUGGAAGAUCAUGUUGCACGGGGACUAGACAUGGCUUUUGAGGUUGAGAAUGGACCAACUCCUUCAACUUCACUCCCUCCACCACCUGCUGAUCUUCCUAAAUGUUAACCAGGUUGCAAUGUGGAGGAAGCAAAUUAAAGCGGGUUCUUAACUUGUCGAAUAAAUAUAACUAUAAUGAUAUUGUUUAGGAAUUCAAAUUCAGAUUUAUGUUGUUACCAAACAUGUCUGUCUGUAGUAGUAUUGUAAAUAAGACCAAUUCUUCACAUUGUGUUGGAAUAAAUUGGAGUUGUUCCUGUCAUGUAGAAAUGUAAGAGUUAGAGUAAAUUGUGUGUGCAUGUGAGUGAUUUGAUGUUAUUAAUGUAUUUUAGUUUUUUUUUA